This is a messenger RNA of Metschnikowia bicuspidata var. bicuspidata NRRL YB-4993, 2013 nucleotides long. RefSeq lists its product as uncharacterized. Lineage: Eukaryota; Fungi; Ascomycota; Pichiomycetes; Serinales; Metschnikowiaceae. The record is from RefSeq and is a predicted model, not a curated record. Gene Ontology annotation, biological process: retrograde transport, endosome to Golgi. Gene Ontology annotation, cellular component: Ric1-Rgp1 guanyl-nucleotide exchange factor complex; Golgi membrane. The transcript has 2 exons. Bases 1 to 2013 code for a protein of 670 amino acids.
AUGCCUGGAAUCUCGCCCCAAAACUACACAUUCACAAAGCCCGUCAAUGAGUCGCUAGAAAUCUCGCUCACGUACGAGGCGGUGGCCGGGCAGCCGGGGAAAUUCGACUGUUUUUUGGAGUUGGCCAAUACCCACGGCGCACCGCACGACCAUGGCACCGAAACCAAUGGUUCACAAAAACCCGCCGAAAACACGGGACCCGGCAGCAAUGGCACGCAAAGUAGCAGGGGCUGGCUCGACUCGUUCUGGGGCUCUGAAUCCGCGCGGUUGGUGGAACAGGGACCUCCCGAAGUGCCGCUUCUUCUAGGCUACAUCCAGAUGUUGGGCUAUGUGCGGCUCAACCACCAGAUCGGCGCCGAGACGGGCGCCGAAAGCUCGCUGGCGGUGUACUGGCAUAACCACGAGUACGCGAGCCACUACUGCAGCGACGAUUGCGACGAGAAAGUCCAGGAUCUCCUCCACACAGAGCUCUUUGACGGGCGCAAGCAGGACACGUCCAGCGGGCCGGCCAAGUCCAGCACGAUUGGCGGGGUGCCCGAUCUCCACGCCCGGGCUUUUGACCCCACGGCCCACUAUUUGCUCCACGAUCUAGUGCACCCGUUUGGCACCAUGGACAUGCCGCCAGCCAACGCGCCGCCGCUCUCUAGCCACCAGCAGGAGGAGCUUGCGACGAGUCUCUCGAGGUAUGUGGCUCCCAUCUACGUGACCGCCCAGCACCUUAUUUUUGCCAGCACCACGAUCUUGCCUGGCCAGAAGUGUGUGUACAGGUUCCGCAUGGACAUGCCGCCAGAGACGCUUCCGCCGUCGUACAACACCAAGCUGACGGGCUCGUUGGGCGACGCGGGUCUUGCUUCCAUAGCCUACCUGUUUGUGGUGGGUGUCCAGGACCAAAGUGACGGUCACAUGCACCACCGCGCCGUGUACUUUCCCAUGGAAUGGCGCCCGGGCCACUAUGGCAUGGACCGCAGCUGGCUCCAGCACGACUACCUCCAGGCGCCACUAUUCGACAAGCACUGGAGUCCCGAGAAACUUCUCCAGGGGGUGAGUGAAGUUUUGAAUGAAGAAGGAGAGAGCGAUGUUUUGAAUCAAGAUGGAGAAAGCGAUGUUUUAAAUGAAGAUGGAGAGAGUGAACUGUACAAGGAAGGGGCGAAGAACCAGUCGCAUGACAGCGAAAUGAACGCAGAGGCGGGUGAGGGACAAAAGAAGAAUAAGGCGCACAUUGAUGAUAUGUCGACAGAGGCCGAUGAUACAAAAAAGGCAGCAGGUCCCGGCGAAGAAGCUACAAACAUAAAUGGGAGCAAACAGGGCCUACUGAAAACCAAGAGCUCGAUGAGAGACAAGUUCAUCGAGGACCUAGAUUCGCUCAUCGAGGGCAGCCUCGAGACACUAGCGGCGAAAGAGCGCCGCAAAAGCUCGGUCUGCUUCGUGCGCCCGGAGGAUCGCGGGUUGCUUCGACAGACACCCGAGAAACCCCGGACGUCAUAUCAAAUCCGGGUCAACAGCCAGCCGCUCUGCGUCCUCACAACGUCCAGCGCCGUAUACCAUGUCGGAGAAGACGUGCACUUCCUGUUGAAACUCCACCCUGAUUUCCGGAACCUGCUGCGAAUCGUGGGGCUCACAUCGCACAUCGAGGCACACGAGAUCUUCCAUGUCAAGGACGAGCGGAAGAUCGUCAACAUUUACAAGGUCACACCCACAAUCAAGAGGAAUGUUUAUGCGGACGCGCUUAUGUUCCCCUUUGCUGGCCACGAGGCAAGGGAAAAUGCAAGAACGGGCGACUACAUCAACUUGCCGCGGUUUCUCUGCCAGCAGUUCCAGGCCUCCAUGUUCAUGGAUCUACGCUACUUCAUGGUCUUCCGCUUUGUGCUCAACGACUUCCCAGAAAUGGAAUCGUAUCGCAUCGACAAAGACCCCGAGGCAUUUACAGAGUACGUGCUGGCGUACAAGCUCGAGAACGAGGCGAAUGAGUUUAAGUUCUCGAUCCCAUUAACGGUGUUGCCCUGUAUGCCAUGA